Molecule: messenger RNA, 1041 nt
Organism: Didymodactylos carnosus
Lineage: Eukaryota; Metazoa; Rotifera; Eurotatoria; Philodinida; Philodinidae
Source: the annotation of a GenBank genome assembly
AUGGAAAGAAAAACACUAACAAUGAAAGUGUUAGUUAUAUUAUGUACAAUAUUUAUUGUCGGUACAUUUUGUGCACCAACAAAUGAUAAAAUCCUAGAUGAAUUCUGGAAUUUAUUCAAAAAUGUGUAUAAUAAAGAAUACAAAUCAUAUGAAGAUGAAACAUCUCGUCGAAAUAUUUGGGAAGCUAAUCUUGCCAAAAUUCGUACACACAACUUAGAAGCAGAUCUAGGUGUACAUACUUACACCAUGAAAAUGAAUAAAUAUGGUGAUAUGACGCAUAGAGAAUUUGUUAAACAAAUGAAUGGUUUAAAAAUGAAUAUUGCUUCACAAGCAACUGAAUUUGAUCAACAUGAGUUUAUGGCACCAUCAUAUACGGAUUUACCAGUGUCUGUUGACUGGCGAAAACAAGGGUAUGUGACUGAAGUGAAAGAUCAAGGUCAAUGUGGUUCUUGUUGGGCAUUCUCUGCUACUGGGUCAUUAGAAGGACAACACUUUAGAAAAUAUAAUGAACUUGUGUCAUUAUCAGAACAACAGUUAGUUGAUUGUUCUGAUAAAUUUGGCAAUCAAGGAUGUGAUGGAGGAUUAAUGAUUUCAGCUUUUGAGUACAUUAAAGAGAAUAAUGGAAUCGAUACAGAAAAAAGUUAUCCCUAUGAGGCUGUGGAUAGAAAAUGUCGUUUUAAAUCAGAAAAUGUUGGAGCAACUGUCAUUGGUUACGCCUAUGUCAAACAAGGAAAUGAAACAGAUUUAACAAAUGCAAUCGCAACCGUUGGUCCUAUUGCAGUUGCUAUCGAUGCCUCACAGGAUUCAUUUCAAUUUUAUUCAUUUGGUAUUUAUAAUGAACCGAUGUGCUCAUCAACUGAUCUUGAUCAUGGUGUGCUUGCUGUUGGUUAUGACGUAACUAGCGGAAAACAUGGAACACCGUACUAUAUUGUUAAAAAUUCAUGGGGCGAGGGUUGGGGUAAUGGUGGAUAUAUUUGGAUGCUCAGAAAUGAGAAAAAUCAAUGCGGUAUUGCUACAAUGGCAUCUUAUCCACUUGUUUAA